Molecule: messenger RNA, 693 nt
Organism: Carcharodon carcharias (great white shark)
Lineage: Eukaryota; Metazoa; Chordata; Chondrichthyes; Lamniformes; Lamnidae
Product: immunoglobulin gamma-1 heavy chain-like
Exons: 4
Coding region: 1-693 (230 amino acids)
Source: RefSeq, a predicted model, not a curated record
AUGGGAAUCCUCCUUGUUUUCACCCUGUGUGUCUGUUUACCUUGCUCCUUCAGUCAGUCAAUGGUACAGACCCCGGCAGCGGUGACCAGGAAGGAGUGUCAGUCUCUCACCAUCAGCUGUGUUUUCUAUGACGGAUUCUUUGCUUAUGCUUUGACGGCCGGGGAUUUCUUCAGACAAACCCAGACCGGGACAGAGUGGGAGCGGAUCUCCAGCGGGGGGAGAUUUGUUGUGUCGGUGAAUAAACCAGAAAAGGCAUUUUCGCUGGAAAUUCGAGAUGUGAGAGUUGAAGACACCGCCAUCUAUUACUGUAAAGCUCAGUAUGACACACACAGUUAUAAAUAUGCGGAUGGCUCUGGGACGGUGGUGACUGUCACAGCCGAUUCCAGUUCCGUAAUUUCCCGGGAUCCGCCUCUACAAACCUCUCCUGCCGGUGACACCGUUACUUUAAGAUGUGAAUACUUAGGAUUCUGUCAGUACACAGUACACUGGUACCGUCAGUCCCCCGGAGAGGCUCCGGAAUAUCUGCUUCAGAGGCACACUUCAGGAGAGGACAAUAAAGAAAACGCUGCCGGGGGUAGAAUUUCGGCUUCAAUCGAUUCUGCCGAGAAAAUCAGCCGAUUAGAUAUCUCCAAACUACAACUGAGCGACCCCGCUGUGUAUUACUGUGCACUGAGUCGGCGCAGAGCACGGUGA